AUGAAAGCCCCGGUGUUACUUUCAGCAAUCUUGACGGCUGCGUCAUCAACAGCUCUGUACAACGUCAAUCCGUCGUCUCACAAUGGCGGCAGUCCGGAUGCCUCCUUCGUCAGCUUCUCGAUCGAGUUCUCGUCUUUCCCAGACUUUGCGGGCAACAAGAGUCACCCAAAUGAGUUUUCUUACAACUUGCUCAACAACCUUGGCAGGUUGAGCGGGAGUAAGCCAUACGUACGCGUCGGAGCCAACACCCAAGACUACGCCCUCUACAACGCUUCCCUCCAAGUUGGCCUCGACGGCGUCGUCGACCCUUCGCGCUCGCCCGAUUACCCCACCACCAUCCAGAUUGGCCCCGCUUUCUUUGAGUCCUACCGCACUUGGCCGGGCGUCCGCUUCUCCCACGGCUUCAAUCUUGGGCUUGGUGGGAACAGCUCGGAGGGUUGGCGCACCCUCAUCGACACGGCUCCUCUGGCAUGCUUGGCUAUUGGCGGCGACAACUUCUAUACGUGGGAGUACGGCAAUGAGCCCAACAACUAUGCCACGUCGGCUCAGGGGCCUGUCCGUCCGAAGAGCUGGGACGCCAAGGCCUUUACCAAGCAGUGGCUCAACGGAUCAGAGGCGAUUCAGGCGCAGAUGAGGAAACACUGCCCAAAACCUGCGCAUGGAGACUACCUCAGCUUCAUGGCACCUUCGUACGAUGACAGGGUGAGCAACCUCAAUGCAACUGUAGCUUGGAGCGAAGGGCUCGACAAGCACGGAAGCGUGCGAUGGUACUCCGUCCACAACUACAUUGAUGGGGCAAUGUCUCCAGGUGUGACCCUGCAACAGACCCUAAUGAACCACACCCGAACCACCCGCGACGUGGACGAGCAAGUCGCCGAGUACAAGCGAAUCAUGUCCGUCAACGAGCACCAUGCGCCUCUCAUCUUUGGAGAAACCAACUCGCUGUAUAACCAGGGCAAGCCAGGGCUUUCGAAUUCGUUUGGCGCCACGCUUUGGGGAGUCGACUUUAACCUCUACUCUGCCUCGGCGGGGUUCAAGAGGGUUCACAUGCAUCAGGGAACAAACUACCGUUACCAGGCUUGGCAGCCCAUCGACACGGACAAAACGGCCAAGGGCACCAAGGCACCGUACUAUGGCAGCAUUGCCGUCGCCGCCGCCCUAGGAGACCUAACGAGGGACUCCGUCAGCGUCUCGUCCAUACCCAUGUCGUCUGACGCCGAAGCGGCGUACGCAAUCUACAGCAAGGGGUCUCUCAAAGGGCUCAUGGUGAUCAACAUGCAUAGUUAUAACACCACCAAGGGGGGCGAAGGAGUUGAACCCCUGCCGAGCCCGUCCCCGCGUCCAAGCCGGGACUUCUCGUUCUCCGUUGAUGGACUGCGUCCCGGUGCAUCAGCGCGCAUACAGCGACUGAUGGCCAACGGCAGUGAUGCAAUCACAGGCGUGACGUUUGACGGUUGGAGCUACAAUAUGGAGCUUGAUAAUGGGAAGCCUGUGAGACUACACAAUGUUACCACGGGGGAGGUCAUCAGGGCAAGUCGGGGCGUCCUGACAGUUCGGGUGCCAGACUCUUCAGCAGCGCUGGUGCAUCUUGGAUAG
Messenger RNA from Purpureocillium takamizusanense, 1596 nucleotides. RefSeq lists its product as uncharacterized. The coding region runs from base 1 to 1596 and encodes 531 amino acids. NCBI's taxonomy places the organism in Eukaryota, Fungi, Ascomycota, Sordariomycetes, Hypocreales, Ophiocordycipitaceae. The record is from RefSeq and is a predicted model, not a curated record. The transcript is spliced from 3 exons.